This is a messenger RNA of Nicotiana tabacum (common tobacco), 1487 nucleotides long. RefSeq lists its product as uncharacterized. Gene Ontology annotation, molecular function: DNA-binding transcription factor activity; DNA binding. NCBI's taxonomy places the organism in Eukaryota, Viridiplantae, Streptophyta, Magnoliopsida, Solanales, Solanaceae. The record is from RefSeq and is a predicted model, not a curated record. Gene Ontology annotation, biological process: ethylene-activated signaling pathway; regulation of DNA-templated transcription.
GUAAAAUUUCCAAAAAAUCUUCUUCGAAAUUUUGGCGCAAACGCUACCUUUUGUCCCAUAUGAAUGUAAGAUAAGAAGAAAGCAUAAACAGUUGGAUAUACAUAUUGUUCUUAUGUGACAUAAUUACACAAGCAUCCCAAAAAAAAGUAGGACCGCACAAUUCUCUCUAUAGACCAUAGUGUAGUCCACACUAAGUUAAAGUAUUCACAUUCGGAUAUAAAAAGCAAGAAUAGUAAACCCUAAUAUCUUCUUCUUCUUCCCCCAUUCCUUGUGGACCUCCUCCAUGUUUCAUUUACUUUGGAGUUGGUUGCUAAAACAGAUUAAAGCUAGCUGCUAAGCUAGUACUGUUAGAGUUUUGUUAAUUAGAAGAAACUAAAGAGUCAAAAACAGUGGAUCCAAGGCAUGGAAAGAGGGGACUUUUCAUCCAAUGAAAUGGAAAUGGAAGAGAAAGAGAAUAACGAUAAUAUUGAUGAUCCUCAACUUCAAGAGGAGCUCUAUAAUAUAUACUCAGCUCGAUCUCAGCAUGACAUGUCUGCUAUGGUUUCUGUCCUUUCUCAAGUUAUUGGAAACAGUACCACCCAUUCUUCUUCUGCUAAUGCUACUCCAUUAACCCUACCUCAAUCUGCUGUAGCUCUCCAAAACCAAUCUCAAUCUAUUGAGGAUCAAGGGAAUUCGAGAAGAAAAAGGUAUAGAGGAGUGAGGCAAAGACCAUGGGGAAAGUGGGCAGCCGAAAUCCGAGACCCAAAGAAAGCAGCUAGAGUAUGGCUUGGCACUUUUGAAACUGCUGAGGCUGCAGCAAUUGCCUACGAUGAAGCAGCUCUCAGAUUCAAAGGCAACAAAGCCAAACUCAACUUCCCUGAAAGAGUUCAAGGCAAAUUCCAAUACCUUACUACUACUACUAGUCAAAAUCAUCACUUGCCUGAUAAUAUUGUUCAACAACAAUAUAUUCCAACUAGCUCCAAUAAUAAUCAUCCUCUCCCUUGUCAAGAACAUUAUCCUAGUUUACAUCACUAUGCUCAGCUACUUCAGAGUGACAGCAAUAUUACUGAUUUAAACUUCGGUAUCUCGCCAAGUUAUAAUCAGCAGUUAUCUGCUUCUUUUGAUUUUGCGCAAUCAUCAUCUAACAGUACAUUAUCGGAAUUGCCAGCUUCUUAUGAGCAGAGGCAAUUACAAUCAAGUUACAAGCAAGAAGAAGAAGUUUUAAUGAGAUUUUCAUCGCAUUUUGGUACUACUUCAAGCUCAUCUGGACCUCAUGAAAGUAACUGGGAAGAGUUUGAAGAUAGAAAGUCAUAAGUUCAUUCCCUAGUAUUAAGAGAUACGAAGACUGAAAGAAGUUUUAUGAGAUUUCCGUCGCAUUUUAUUUCGUAGUUUAUGGUUUUACUGGGGUUUUCUGUCCUCUGAUCUUGUAUUUCAGUUAAGUGUAAUAGUAGAACUAUAUAUAUUCAUGAAUUAAUGGAAAAAUAUUGGUGUGGUUUUAUGUGUUUAAA